Vicia faba (fava bean) is the source of this 1776-nucleotide messenger RNA. Lineage: Eukaryota; Viridiplantae; Streptophyta; Magnoliopsida; Fabales; Fabaceae. The record is from the annotation of a GenBank genome assembly.
AUGGUGGCACCCAAACGACAGUUCCUCCCAUUACUCCUCCUCAUCACCCUCGCCGCAUUCAUCAUCUUCUACACUUCCAUCCCAUCUUCUCUCUCCGAUCCAAACCCUAAUUUCACCCUCCGAACCCCACUUCACAAAAACCCUAACCCCAAUUCCCCCAAUUUCACUUUCCUAAUCAAACUCCUCGCCUUCAACCGCCUUGAAUCCGUCUCCCGCUGCCUCCGCUCCCUCGCUGAUGCCAAUUACCUCGGCGAUCGCGUGCACCUCCACGUCUACAUUGAUCAUUUCGCUGUUUCAGAUAAUACUUCUUCUGUUGAUUUGAAACUGAGUGAAUCGCGUAGGAUUUUGGAGUUUGUGGAUGGGUUUGAGUGGAGAUUUGGAGAAAAGGUUGUGCAUUAUAGAACUGGGAAUGUGGGGUUGCAGGCACAGUGGUUGGAGGCGUGGUGGCCGGGUUCGGAUGAUGAGUUUGCUUUUGUUGUGGAGGAUGAUUUGGAGGUUUCGCCGCUUUACUAUGAGUUUGUUAAGAUGGUGAUUGUGAAUUUCUAUUAUAAUGCUUCCAAUUAUAGUCCUUCCGUUUUUGGUGUUACGUUGCAACGUGCAAGGUUUGUUCCAGGUAAACACGGCAACAAGUUGCAGUUGGAUGACAAGACACGACUUUUCUUAUACCAGUUGGUUGGUACAUGGGGACAAAUUCUCUUUCCAAAGCCAUGGAAAGAGUUCAGGUUGUGGUAUGACAAAAACAAGGCAAAGGGCAAUAAACCAUUUCUUGAGGGGAUGGUGACUACAGGUUGGUAUAAGAAAAUGGGGGAGAGAAUAUGGACACCUUGGUUCAUCAAGUUUAUUCAAUCCCGCAGUUACUUUAACAUCUAUGCAAAUUUUUUGCAUGAAAGAGCAUUGAGUGUCUCUCACAGAGAUGCUGGAGUUAACUACGGGAAAACUGCUGGACCUGAUUCUCAGUUACUGAAGGAAAGAUCACUAGACUUCAAUAUUUUGGAAAUGCAGCCUUUGAGCAGCUUGAAAUGGUUUGACUUUUGUUUCAGAGAAGUACGUCCAGGAAGGUUUAUGAGGAACUUCGAAGAACUUGGAGCUUUGCUUCACUCUCUGCCGAAACAGGAUAGUAUAUUCUUAGUAAAUAUUUUAGGGAUAUCUGAUGCUGUAGUAAGAAACCUACUAUGCCACUUUGAGAGGUUAAAUAUAAGAAAUUAUAUACUUAUGGGCCAUCCGUCUGAUUCCUUAUUUGAUCUGUCAAGAAGGGGACAUCCUGUAAUCGAUGUAGACCAAUUUGUAAGUAGUAUUGGAACAAAUAAAUUGACUUCCCAAGGUUCGAGUUUUGAGACUAUCAAGGGUAUUGUUGCAAAGGCUUAUGUAAUUAAAAAGUUGAUUGAAAAUAAGUAUAACACAUGGGUUUUGGAUGGGAGCAUGCUUCUCACUUCUGACAUAUUGCUCGAAACUAGAGAUCUCAAAGAUGACUUCUGUGUUGCAAACAACUUGGAACUCUUCUAUGCUAAAAGCUCAUCGUCUAGUGAAAAAACCUGGACUAAUGGCUUUGUGUCAAAAGUUGUAGCCAUGACAGACUCUUUGGGGAGAAAAGACUCAUCAACCCAAGGCAGCAUUGAGUCAGGUAGCGUAAGUAAAUCUUCUCUAGUGGAUAAAAAGUUGGUGUUUUGGUCGACUGAGAUGGAGCCAGAUUCGAUUCAGAAGCGGCUUGAGGAGUUGAAUUUGUGGAGUAUAGACAGUGAUUUAUCCUGCACUGCUGUAGUUUGUCACAAGUCAUAG